AUGGCUGGCCAUGAUAGCAGCGACGAUAUUGGAGAGCGGCAGCCGCUGCUUCAAGCUUCUCCAACGACGUUGAGCGAAACAGAGAAUGCCGGCGGCGAAAUACAACCAUCACGAGCUGUCGAAGACGACGUACUGCCAGAGACAUCUGCCCUAGGCCGAACGCUAAGCUGGCAGAAUGCCUACAUCAUCGUGAUAUCCAGAGUCAUCGGUAGUGGCAUCUUUGCCACCCCCGGAGCUAUUCUGCAGCAAGUUGGAAGCCCUGGACUGUCACUAUUACUAUGGAUUGUUGGCACGUUUGUUGCAGCCGCUGGUCUAUCAGUAUCCCUCGAGUAUGGAUGCAUGCUGCCGCGAUCUGGAGGCAUGAAGGUCUAUCUCGAGUUCACUUAUAGAUACCCCCGGUUCUUUGCAACUACGUUGGUCGCCAUCAACGCGGUAUUCCUAGGGUUCACAUCCAGCAACUGCAUCAUCUUUAGCCGCUACGUAUUCUUUGCUUUUGGAGUGGAAAAUGCAAGUGGCUGGGCAGCGAAAGCAGUCGCCACUGCUCUACUGGUGGUUGUGACAGCGACUCACGGGCUGGCUCCCAAGGCGGGCAUCAAGAUACAAGAUUUCCUUGGCUGGGUCAAGAUUGGCAUCGUCAUCUUUAUGAUUUUCUCUGGUCUCUACGUUGUACUUUUCCGGCCAACGCUAGAUACCUCAUCGGGCGGCAAUCCCUUGUCAUGGGAUCACCUGUGGGACGACAGCGUUUGGAAUUGGGGCGUCAUUUCGACGGGGCUAUUCAAAGUGUUCUACUCUUAUGCUGGACUGGAUAACAUCAGCAACGUGCUGAACGAGGUCAAAGAUCCCGUACGGACGCUACGUUCCGUAACACUGACUGCACUGGCUACGUCUUGCGCCAUGUACGGGCUCAUCAACAUUGCAUACUUCAUCGUGAUUCCUAUUGAUGAAAUCAAGGGGAGCGGAGAACUCAUUGCGGCGCUCUUCUUUCGGCGUGUAUUUGGUGAGCAAGUCGGUAGAACGAUUUUGCCUAUGGCAGUUGCUCUCUCUGCGGUAGGAAAUGUUUUUGUUGUCGCAUUUGCAAUGGCCCGAUUAAAGCAAGAAAUUGCCAGGCAGGGCUUUCUGCCUUACUCGGAAAUCCUUGCAUCUACAAAGCCAUUCAACUCGCCUCUAGGAGGCCUUAUUGUCAACUUUGUUCCCUCAUUAUUGGUCAUUGUGCUGCCGCCAACUUCAGAAGCAUUCUCCUUCAUCCUCGACGUGGAAGGCUAUCCAGCUCAAGUCUUUAGCCUUGCUUUGGGCGUUGGUCUUAUUUGGUUGCGAUUUAAGCGACCUGACUUGAAACGGCCUUAUAAAGCAUGGCUAUUCACCAUUGUAGCUCGAGCUCUCUUGAGCUUUGCACUUCUUGCGGCGCCCUUCUUCCCUCCGAAAGACAAACCUUCUGGAGGACUUUGGUACGCAACUUAUGCGGUGGUGGGGAUGAGCACUAUCGUGGCCGGUGUUCUGUACUGGUACGUCUGGACUAUUCUUUUACCCAAGUGGAGAGGCUACACGCUGGAAGAAGAGACAGAGUACGCUGGGAAGGCCGCAUCAUUUAAUGAGCGACCGACUGAAGAGCGUAAAGUGACCAUCCGAGAUGUUGCGGGCCAAGAGAACAAGUACACGCUUGACAAAACUGGAUUCCAGUUUCACCGCCAUACCUCAGUCGAGAAGGAUUUUGUGGACGAUGAGCAUAUCAAGGCACAUUACUACCCAGAGACGGAACAGCUUCUCAAGGAUGUAACCGGAGCAUCCAAAAUCUUCAUUUUUGAUCAUACUAUCCGCCGCCCUCUCCCCAGCGAUGUUGCUGGCUCAAACUCUAACGUUCUCCGUGGCCCCGUCAACCGCGUCCACAUCGACCAGUCCUACAGCGCAGCUCUCUCUCGUGUUCCAUUCCACCUUCCCGAGGAAGCAGAUGAGCUUUUGAAGGGACGUGUCCAGCUAAUUAAUGUUUGGCGCCCGAUCCGACAGAUCCAACGAGAUCCGCUGGCCGUUGCUGAAGCACACUCGGUUGCAGAAGAGGAUCUCGUGCCUGUGCCAUUGAUCUAUCCUAACCGAAAAGGAGAGACUCUCGGCGUGAGACAUAAUGAAGCCCAGAGGUGGUUCUACAAAUCUGGAUUGACUCCCGAGGAGGUCCUCCUGAUCAAGUGUUUUGACAGCAAGACGGAUGGAAGAGCUAGACGGGUGCCACACACUGCAUUUGUGGACCCAAGUGCUGCUGCUAAUGCGCCAGCGCGGGAGAGCAUUGAGGUUCGAGCACUAGUAUUCCAUCCUGAUGAUAGGGAGUAG
Molecule: messenger RNA, 2319 nt
Organism: Trichoderma atroviride IMI 206040
Lineage: Eukaryota; Fungi; Ascomycota; Sordariomycetes; Hypocreales; Hypocreaceae
Source: RefSeq, a predicted model, not a curated record